Fragaria vesca subsp. vesca is the source of this 3670-nucleotide messenger RNA. RefSeq lists its product as uncharacterized. NCBI's taxonomy places the organism in Eukaryota, Viridiplantae, Streptophyta, Magnoliopsida, Rosales, Rosaceae. The record is from RefSeq and is a predicted model, not a curated record. Bases 1 to 3636 code for a protein of 1211 amino acids. The transcript is spliced from 5 exons.
AUGACGAGGAGUUCGAGGCACAAGUCGAGCAAGCAUCGGGAUGUGAGGGAGUACUCGGAUUCGGAGAAGGAGAAGGAUUUGAGUUCGAAGGAUCGGAAGGAGAGCGGCGGCGGAGGAGGAGGAGGUAGGGUUUCGAAGGAGUCGAGUGAGAAGAGGAAGCUGGAUUUGAAGGAGGGGAAGGAGAGUGAGUAUUCGGAGGAGUUAGUGUCGUCGAAGCGGCGGAAGGAGAGGGCUGUUGAUGUGGUGGAUGCAGGGAGUGACAGGUGGAACGGCGGCGGCGGAGGGGAGUAUGAUCACAGGGAGAAGAAGUCGGUGAAGGGCUCCGGGGAUUCGAAGAGUAGGAAGAGGGAUGGGAGUGUGGAAAUGUAUGGGGAGGAGGUGAAGAAGAGCAGUAGCGGCGGUGGGAAGGGUGAAGGGAAGCAUAGGGAUAGGGAGAGGGAGAGGGAUAAGGAUUCGAGUCGAAAGGAGGGGAGAGAAGGCGGUGGAGUGGAGAGGGAGAAGGAUAGGGAAAGGGAGAGGGAGAAGAAAAGUAAAGAGGGGAGAAGUGGCGGCGAGGAUCAUCAGCGUGUGGCGGCAAAGCAAGGGAAUGAAAAUAAUGAUUUAAAUGGACGGAAGGAUUUGGAAAGUCCUGAACCAGAGAGCCAGAUUGAUAGACGAAUGAGGAAAAGGAGAGGUGAUUCUGGUGAUACUGAUAAACAUCUAGAUUUCGUAGAAGACAUCAAUGGUGGGCGAUUAUCGUCUAAGGAUGAUUUAGGCAGGGAAGGUAGGCAGAAAGAUGAGAAGCGAAAGGAUGACAGGUAUAGGGAGAAGUAUCGUGAAGACAUGGAUAGGGACAAUAAAUCCCGAGAUGAAAAGCAAAGAGAUGAGAAGCAAAGGGAUGAACGCUCUACAAAAGAUCAUCUAAGUGUCAAGUCUGAGGAUAAGCAUUUAAGGGAUGAAAAAGAUACAAGUGAUAUGCAACAGAAGAGAUCCAAGCUUCAGGAUGGUGAGCGCAAAGGAGAGCAUGACCGUGAUCGCAAUCGGGACCGUGACUCAUAUCAUGUUCGUGAGCGUGAACGGUACCAUGACCGUGAACGUGAACAUGGGUGGGAUCAUGGCCGUGACCGUGAUCGCGAUUAUGAUCGGGAUUGGGACUGGGAUCGUGAGAGGGAUGGAGAUCGUGACCGAGAGAGGAAUCAUGACCGUGAGCGAGCUCGAGACCGUGAUAGAGAUGGUGAUCGAGAUCGUGACCGUGAUUAUGACCGGGACUAUGAAGGGUCACAUCUUGAUGAUCGUAGCACGAGAUAUAAAGAUGGUAGCAGAGGAAAGAGAAGAUCGCCAGAUGAUCGAGAUGAUUCUACUGAUACUAAACCCAGAGGUGUGAAACCUAGGUAUUCUGACUUUGAAAAGAAGUCAUCAAGUGGUGAUAGGGUUGAGUCGGAUGUUAAUAAGGGAAGAUCUCAGUCGCGGCAAGCUUAUGCAGACACUAUUAUAAGCAACAAUAAACGAAGGACUUCUCCCAGUUCAAAUUCAAAUGUUGGCAUAGAUGAGUACAGGUAUGGUAAUCCUGAAGAUAUGAAAUAUAGGGAGUCUAUAGCAGAUCAGAGGUCUAAAGCACUUCCUCCCAGAGAUGUAUCUGGAGUUUCGGAAAGAGGAUCCAAGUACAGGUCAAUGGACAAAUCCAGUAAAAUGGAUGAUAGCCAUUUAGGGGAGCUUUCAAAUGAAAAACCUUCAGGUUCUAAGGCUUCACCAAUGGCAUUGAUGGAAAGAUCUCCUUCAUCAUCAAGUAUUGACCGUAGAUUUAUGAACAAAACUGCUGCCAGACGAAGUAUUGACAUUGAAGAAACAGGUCGGAGAAGCAGUGCUUCUGAUAAUAGAGAUUUCUCUAAUACUGAGGAUAGACCGAGUCGAGACUUACCAUUGGAUGAUUCAUCCCCCGCGGAUUCAUCAACUCACAAUAGAAGUGGUCAGAGUAAUUUUUCUUCAUUUGCUCCACAUCCUAAUUUCAGGGCUGGAGUUGAAAGCCCUUCCUUUACUGGUUCAGUGGAAGACGAUAGUAGAUUAAACUCUAGUGCACGUUAUAGGAGGAGCAGUGAUCCCAAUUUGGUUCGAGGGCCUUGGAGAGGUGUCCCAAACUGGCCUUCACCAGUUCCAAAUGGUUUCAUGCCUUUCCCACAUGGGGGACCUCAUGGUGGUUUUCAAGGGAUGCUGCCACAGUUUUCAGCUCCACCAAUUUUCGGUGUUAGACCUUCAAUGGAGAUUAAUCAUUAUGCAAUUCCUUAUCAAAUUGCUGAUGAUAGGUUUCCCGGUCACUUGCGCCCACUAGGGUCUCAGAACAUUAUGGAAGGUUUGGGCCCUUCUCACAUGCAUCCAUGGGAUGGGAGUACUGGAGCCUUUAGGGAUGAUUCUAACAGUUAUGGAGCGGAAUGGGAUCAGAACAGGCAUCCAAUGAAUGCGCGGGGAUGGGAUCCCAGUGCUGAGCCAUGGAAAGCACAAAACAAUGAUGCGAAAAGGGACAUGCCCUCCCCAUCUCCCAGAAAUGAUUAUCCAUUGCAGACCCUUGUGGAUGAUGGUGUGGCUGGGCAGGCAGGGCAGACGUCUCAUCAUGAAGAUAACCAGGAUCUUGAAGUUCAUACUAAAAGAGAUGAGACAGGGUCCGCUAUAGCUUCUCCUAUGAAAGAGUCGCCUAUAAAUCAUGAGAAGUCACGGGAUGGCUCUAAAUUGGCAACUGAUAAAGUCCCUUCUUUUAGCCAUUAUUAUCUUUCCAAGCUUGACAUUUCAGCAGAACUAGCUCAUACUGAGUUGUACAGCCAGUGCAUGAGCCUACUGGAUACUGAGGGGAGCACAACUGUUGAUGAAGAUCCUACUAUGCAUACAAUUUUAAAGGCUGCAACAGCAGGAUUGAGAUCAUCCAAUACAUUAUUGAGUUCCUCACUUUUUCCACCUUUGAAGGAUUCUAUUUUUCAGAAAGCUAUCGAUCUUUACAAGAAGGAGAGGAUGGACGCAAAAGGCAUGCCAUAUGUUACUGGAGGAAGAUUGGAUAUUAUUUUAGCAUCAAAUCAGAAGACCAUGGAAGCAAAAGUUUGUGAAGUGGAGAAAGUGGAUCAGCUGGUGUUGAAGUCUGAUGCAGAAAUGGCAGAUGCUCCAGUGUCAAGUUCAGAUGAGAAUAAUGCUCUUGUCACUGCUUCAUCAGGUAGUGGUGAGGAAAAACUGAAUGAGCUGGUUUCAACUCCUGGUCAGGAGAUGCAAAAUCACAUCUCUCUCGGUUCUCCUGAGUUGGAAAUGGCAGUUGAAGAUUCUAGUCGAGUUGAACAGGGAGAGCCUCAAACAAUUCCAAAUGGGGUGGAAAUGGAUUCAAUAUCUUCAGAGCAGGUGAAACUAGAGGUGGACAAAGCAGAUGGUAUCUCGCUACUUAACAGUGAAGCUUCUCUUCCUACCACCACCACUUUACCUGCCGUUGGCAACAGCAUGAGCAAGGUCGAAGAAGAUAAAUCUAUUUAUCCUGCCGAGGAAGGCGUGGCUGUUGAUCCAAUAAGGGGUCCAUCAGUUAUACCAGAUGGUUCCCCUAAGGCUUGUGAUGCUUUGAUGUCUGGGUCUAAUGAGUCUGAUUCGGUAAUUUUAAGUCGGAUACAUCAUUCUCCUGAAAGUACACAUUGAGACAAUUUCUAUAUCCAUGUUUUUGUUUUCCUUU